AUGUGUGCCGGCCCAAGUAUCGAUGCUCUCCGGAGCAAAGCUCCGGAAAUUUCAAAAAUACUACAACAAGGAGAGUCUCUGUUGGAUCCAACCCUCGAAGUCCACUUUCCGGAGCUCUACAGUAAUGUCAUACUCCCGGAUGUCCGUGUGUUGCGCUUAAAGACAAAUUUGGAUAGGAUAAAUCGAGUUCUGAGGCUAUCAAAACCUUCAGUAGCUGCUAUGGAAGAUGUACUCUGUAAAUUGGAGGCUUUAAAGGCCAGAAUCUCAGAGUCUCGUGAAAAACUCCAACGUGUGGCGAUUUCUACACAAAUUGCUCAUCUAAGACAACUGGAGGAAGAAAUUAAAGGGUGUGAAAAGAAACUUAAUUCAGUAAACCGCCUGGUCGAUCGUCUUGACCCAAAAAUAACCUCCAUCGACACAGGGGAUGACACACAGCUGGAGUCUCUUUUGGAGUCUGCAGAGAAAAUGGUGGAGUCAAAGCAAUUCUGUGACUCUUUAAACUCUAUUCAAUCGUUAGAUACCUCAGAUUUGGUAAAGGAAGUUUCAGAACGCAUAGAAACCAGUCUAGAUAGGAUCUGCGAACUAUCGCUUUUGUGGCUACAGAAGGAAACUUAUCGGCUCUACAACACUGAGGACUCGAUAAUUCAGCCAUUUAUCAUUUGCAAUAAUUCUAGCGUUGAGUCACUGUUCGAGAUGGAUGCUACUCGCAACAGCGACUCUGUGAGUAGUGGCACUGAACAAGGGGGCGUGCAUGCCUCGGCCGUACGCAUCCUCAGUGUGCUACGUACACGCCAAAAAUACUUUGGGAUUUUUAUGGACAAUAUCAAGGACCUGCUAACCCAUUUAUCGCAAAGGAGAUUUAACAAUCUGCUAAUAUAUGCAGGGAAGGAUAUGUACGAUAUUUUCAUGAAUCUUCAACUUAUUCUAACAAUGAUAAAGAGCUCUGUAACUGCCCUAUACAAAAAUGCAAAAUUGGAAAGUGAGGACCCGGUAAUUCUUAUAAAUGCAAUAUCCCAGCAACUCCUUGGUACUCUGGAAUCAAAGCUGGAUCAGCAAAUUCCAGAAACGUUCGAAGGAGCACUUGAGCUAUUUAGGAACAUUCAGAUAUGCCAUUUUUAUAGAGAUAAACUAGAGUCUGUGCUAAAGGAAGAAGAUGCAAGCAGCGAAAAAUCCCGCAAUCCAAUCUUGGCAUUCCUAGAUGAAACAUGCAACGACUGGAGAAAAAAUUUCCAUGUACUGGUAGAAAAUAUACAAAAGGAAAUGGGUGGUCCAGAGACUGGCGCACCUGUCAUGUCUCUAUUCUUGCACAAACUAAUUGAUAUUCAACUUGAAUUUACAGAGUCUAGAGACUUGCACAGCAUUUUGGAAAAAAUAAACGCGCUUACGCUUUGCACAACUCUUAGCACAACCUACCAAAUUUUCAAGCCCCUUCAGUCUAGUAUAGUACCACAGCAGUUUAAAAAUGCUAUAAAGGAAAGGCUUGAUGCGCAAAUACAAGAGGAAUACACAAUAGCAUCUGAGGCUAUUUUAAACGAGUUGAACAUAACAAAAAACAAUCAGGAAUACACAUGUAGUGAUGAAAGUGUAUCAAAUCGCAUAUCUUCCAUUAUAUACUCUGAAAGUUUGGAAAGCUUUGAGGUGCUACAUAAUGUUUCUCUUCUUCCCGACCCAGUCAAACGCCUAAUUUUACAGAAAUUGUAUCUACUUUUGGUGGAUGUGUACAAGAAUCUGAAUGGAGAUUCAACCAAAGUUAAAGAAAUGACAGAUAUGGUUAAUGGAUUUCCACACUCCCUUUAG
This is a messenger RNA of Theileria equi strain WA, 1797 nucleotides long. RefSeq lists its product as hypothetical. Bases 1 to 1797 code for a protein of 598 amino acids. The transcript has a single exon. Lineage: Eukaryota; Apicomplexa; Aconoidasida; Piroplasmida; Theileriidae. The record is from RefSeq and is a predicted model, not a curated record.